Messenger RNA from Venturia canescens, 7299 nucleotides. RefSeq names its product Shaker cognate b (gene Shab). Bases 1202 to 4999 code for a protein of 1265 amino acids. The record is from RefSeq and is a predicted model, not a curated record. Gene Ontology annotation, cellular component: voltage-gated potassium channel complex; membrane. Gene Ontology annotation, biological process: potassium ion transmembrane transport; protein homooligomerization. The transcript has 9 exons. NCBI's taxonomy places the organism in Eukaryota, Metazoa, Arthropoda, Insecta, Hymenoptera, Ichneumonidae. Gene Ontology annotation, molecular function: delayed rectifier potassium channel activity; protein binding.
GUGUGCAGUACCUCGCACAGUUCCAUUCUGGGAAAAACAAGCUCGCACAAGAGUGGAGAUCCCCAGACUUUAUUUUAGUAUACCGACACACACAAUACGAAAGUAUUAUAGCAAAAGACCUUCCUCGCGCUCGCACGAGCACCGAAACCCCCUCCCGCUGAUCCUCUCCCCGUUUCCCUCACUAAGCCCGACAAAAGCGUCAUUAUUUCCGAGAUUUUUUUUAUCUUUUAUUUUUUUAUAUACAUUAUUACCGUCCUGCCCCGCCGAAUAUUUCCCUAUGGCUCAAAACAACGGUUCAGUUCCUCGCGUAAACAGCUCGUGUUAAAUUGGCAGCUCGCACAUUGAGAAGAGAACUAAGAAUUUUCAUUAGUUCGAAAAAAUAAAGUAGACCAAAACACUUUAACGAAGCGGCUCGAAGACGAUUGUGUGCGUGUGCAUGUGUGUGUGCGUGUGUGACUUUAUUUGUAUCUGUUAUUGUUAUUGUUUGUUGUUGUUGUUUUUUUUCUCUCCUUCGUUUGACCAAAGUCACGAUUCGAACGAGUACGAGACACACGAAAACGCGCGGUUCGCGCAGCGUGUGCUGCUGGGGGCCAAGGAAGUGUUCAACACACAUGGGCAAUCGAUAGUGGAACGAAACGUUGCUCGCAGCGCCCAUGAAACAAGUGGCGAAGCACGUUUUGCAACCGUCCGCUGUUUCCUCCACUUUAGACCCGCUGUACACACCCUCGUGACCGUACACCGUGUGCUACAAACAAUAAACAGACGAGUUUAACGAUCGAACAAUAAUACAAAAGGGGAAAUAGAAAGGAACGACGAAAGUAAGAAAACUGCUUGUAAUAUGUUGAGACCAGUGAGUGAAGUGCACAGUUCGGAAGACGACGAGAGGCAUCCUUAGAGAGAUUAUGAAGUGGCUACAAGCCACUUUGUUGACGGCGGCGGAGAGGAGCUGCUCCGGUGGAUGAAACGUGUGCCGGGAAGGCCGGCAACAGCAGCAGCAGCAGCAGCAGCGUAGAAAAAAAACUAGGAAAAAUAAAGAGAAAGAUACGCGAGUACAGUGGAAAAAGAAAUAAGAAAAAGCCUGAGGAGACGGAGGAUACUGCAACGAGAGAAAAACGAAGAGAAGCGGAGAAAGACGUAAGUGCUGGGUACGGAGUCUAGUCGGAAAGCUCCGGGAGCAUAAACCCCAAAAAGCGCAUCUCUGAUGCUGAACGAUAGGAGAUACGGAGAAGAAGCAUCGGGUCAAGAUCCGGCGGACCGUAAUGGAAAUGGAUUUUUGCCCCCGAGUUGCGUGGCAUCUUAUCUCGCUGUUGUUGCAGCAGCAGCAGCAUCCGGGAAAGGUGGCUCGUCGAUGGCGACGACCGGCGGUGGAACAAGUACGACAACGAGCGUCGCAACAGGAAACACAACGACGAAUACCGCUGGAGGAGGAGCAGGAGGAGGAGGAGGCGGAGGAGGGGGAGGAGGAAUCGGUUUGCACCAUGGAAUCGGCCACCACGAACAGUACAGUUUUGAGGGUACGACCAUUAUGCCACCGGGUACGGGCAUCGCUCCGAUUACAGGCUGGAGCAAAGAAGUGCGUUACGCGCCGUUCGGUAACAGCGGUUUGCCACCGCCGCCAUUACCACCGCCACCGCCGCCGCCACCACCGCCGCCACCUCUUCCUCUUCCUCUUCAGAUGCAGCAACGUACUUACUCCCGAUCCAUGACCUCAUUGCCGCCAGAGCCUUUUAUGAUUAUGCGAUCGAAGGCUCUGAACAGGCGAGUUUCGAUAAACGUCGGGGGCGUUAAGCACGAGGUACUCUGGCGUACCCUCGAGAGAUUGCCCCACACGAGGCUCGGCCGCUUAAGGGAUUGCAAUACUCACGAAGCCAUUACCGAAUUAUGCGACGAUUAUUCUCUCAUUGAUAACGAAUACUUUUUCGAUCGUCAUCCCAAAUCAUUUAGCUCAAUAUUAAAUUUUUAUCGUACUGGCAAACUCCAUCUCGUUGACGAGAUGUGCGUAUUGGCGUUUAGCGACGAUCUCGAAUAUUGGGGUGUCGAUGAAUUGUAUCUUGAGAGCUGCUGCCAGCACAAAUAUCAUCAGAGAAAGGAACACGUACACGAGGAGAUGAGGAAGGAAGCUGAGUCGUUGCGGCAAAGAGAGGAGGAGGAAUUCGGGGAGGGCAAAUGUGCGCAAUACCAAAAAUGGCUGUGGGACCUACUCGAAAAACCGACUACGUCCAUCGCCGCCAGGGUGAUAGCUGUGAUAUCGAUACUCUUUAUUGUGCUAUCGACGAUUGCACUUACUCUCAACACCAUUCCUAGUAUGCAAGUGAACGAUGAAAAGGGAAACUUUCAAGAUAAUCCGCAGCUCGCUAUGGUGGAGGCGGUUUGCAUCACUUGGUUUACACUCGAGUACGUGCUUAGAUUCAGCGCGUCUCCGGACAAAUGGAAAUUCUUCAAGGGCGGUCUAAACGUAAUAGAUCUACUAGCAAUAUUGCCAUACUUCGUCUCGUUGUUUCUCGUCGAGACGAAUAAAAAUGCUACCGAUCAGUUUCAAGACGUGCGACGCGUAGUACAGAUAUUUCGUAUAAUGCGUAUAUUGAGAAUAUUGAAACUCGCUCGUCACUCAACCGGACUGCAGAGCCUCGGUUUUACAUUACGAAAUUCUUACAAAGAGCUCGGUCUUCUUAUGUUAUUUCUCGCAAUGGGAGUACUCAUAUUCUCGAGUCUCGCUUACUUCGCGGAGAAGGAAGAGCCCGGGACCAAAUUUAUAAGCAUUCCGGAGACGUUUUGGUGGGCAGGAAUCACCAUGACGACCGUAGGUUACGGAGACAUUUAUCCUACGACUCCUCUUGGCAAAGUUAUUGGAAGUGUGUGUUGUAUAUGUGGUGUCCUGGUAAUUGCGUUGCCUAUUCCCAUUAUCGUCAAUAACUUCGCCGAGUUCUACAAAAACCAGAUGAGACGCGAAAAGGCCCUUAAACGACGCGAGGCGCUCGAAAGAGCCAAACGCGAGGGAAGCAUUGUUUCAUUCCACCAUAUCAAUCUAAGGGAUGCUUUCGCCAAGAGCAUGGAUCUCAUCGACGUGAUCGUUGACACGGGUCACAACAUGUCGGGAGUCGAUGGUAAUAGUACCGAGGGAGAAUCGGCCUGUGGUAGGGGACCGGCACAGACGGGACCCGGUUGUUAUCGUAAUUAUGAACAUUACAGUCUUUCACGACAUCGUAGAAGUGCCUCAUCGUCAUUUCCGGCAAUACCGAACGACAUGCCAAACACGCCGGACAGCCCCAAUCGUCGUCUUCUUGAUUUUGCUCAAACUAUACCGGGCUCACAGAAUGACGAUUAUUUCCAAGACGAACUACCGGGGCAACACUCCAAUCAAGGAAAUACGACACCUAGCGAUGAAGAAAAAAAAGAUGGCAGGAAAUUCGAGAGAAUCGAUGAAUUGCCUAGUGAAUUCGAGUGUUGCUUUUGUACCACGAAGGAGUACAAAGAUUAUCGCGACGCAGAAAAUAUAAUGCCAUUGGCGACAAGCGAUUUCCGUAAUCCGGUGUGUCAAGAAUUAAGAUCGAUGCGUGAAAACAGCAUGGAGACGAGCGGAUACGGGGAUUAUCCAGCCGAAAUAUAUCAGCCGGAAAUUUAUCCGACGGAGAUAUAUCCAACGGAGAUUUACCAACCGGCGGAGAUUUAUGCACAAUCGCCGAUUCAAGCGAUCGAAUCGACGAUCGUAUAUACUAAAACUUAUGCGGAUCGUGGUAGCGUCGAUAGUUCCGACACUUAUGCCAGUUGUCAGACCCAUCCGUUUCACUCACAAGCCGAUCUCACCGACGAAGCUGACAGUAAUCUCUACAUAAAUCCACUCGAAGGCGCCGACAAGUGUGGCAAGAUGAGGGUCAAAAAAUCAACAUCCAGCGAACACGUCGCCAGAAGCAUCAUCGACGUUUCGCCGAGUACCGAAUCGUUGAGGGGUCUUGAGUUCCCUCAGCAGACUGAGAGUGUCAAGGUCAGCCUCAUCGAGACUGUGCCAAAGCACAAGAAAAUUCGGAUACAGAAGAGCGUAGGGCUCCGAAGACAAGUGAUGACGGAGCAAGAAUCGUCUUCGACGGUUGGCCAGCUGUCGCCGAUAGCGUCGAAUUCGGGCAGCAUCGAGGACAACAACAAUCAGUACGAGGGAAGUCUUCGCGGUGGACGGUCAUCCGCGUCGAGUACGACGAUCAAUUCGUCAACGACAACGAGCACCGUAGCAACUGCUCCACGCGUUAUAAAUCAUCAACAGUUCGGAAAUGUUAGCAGUUCUAAGCAAUACACCGGUACCCCGACUCGAAGCGGAGGUAAUAAAUUGUCCCAAUCCGCUGAUUCAAUCGACAACGCAAUGGCAGCUCUUUACAUCGAACAACAACGCCAACAGCAGCAGCAACAACAACAACAACAACAACAACAACAACCGCAACGUCACAAAAUAUCAAAAUCAAUACUUAAAAAGGCUGAUACUAGUUCUAACGAGUACAAUAACGACCGCGACGGUGAUACCGAAAAAUUGAUAUUAGAUAACGCAAGCGCCAGCAGCGUUUCCAACGAAGGAUUCAACCAGAGCCCGGUCAUGAUGAACCUCAAUGCAGCGCGCUACGCUAAAGCUGGACAAAUGCUCAGGAGCAACAACAACGUCGAACAGUUCAGUACCACUGGACAAAAAGAUGGAAAAAACGUCUUGAAAGGGAUUUUUAGUGGUACGAAAAGAGAGGAGAAAAAGAACCGCAACGAAACAGCGAUGGAGACUCAGGAGAAAAACGCGUGGGACGAGUCGAUUACUGACGAGAAAACUCGAGUCCGUUCCACCCAGACGGCGAAGGAGGAGAAAACGACGUUGAUGAGAUCGCUCAGACCAUCAAAGAUAACGAAAAGAAUGAUGUCCGGAGAAAAGAGGAAAGUUUGCCGCGCGAAUAGCGGCUCCUCGAGUCAGGGGAGCGCCGGUUCCGAGGGCAGCCGUUUCCCCCAGGAUUCGCAUCGGUUUUCAUCGUAGCCCAAAAUUCCACGAUACAGUUGUUUGAUCACGAGGCUCAGCGACGACACCGUCGAAAUUUCCAUGACCGAGGAAAUUUCUGAUGAAACAUAAAUUUCGUCAAUAGCGAGCACCAACCGCGUUGAAAUCCCCGCCCGAAUGUCAGCAGAAAACACUCCUUAACAAAACAUAUUACGAGCCUGUCUCUCUGUAUAGGAUAGAAAUAAGUGAAUAUUAGCAGCGAACUUUUAGCAACCCGUUCGAGCAUCAGGCCCUCACGUUAGAGAAACGACUAGCGUAGUGCGUCGCAACAGCCUGCAUAUGCUUAAUCGAAACAUUCGUUCGUACUUUGUCCAGAUUAGAGCAAUUUUCUCCCUGGACCCCGAAGCCCAGGGGAUCGAAAGAGGGAAUAGCACUCGCGAUAUAUUUGUGCGAAGAUUGUCGAAUCGGAUCGCUCCUUCAAAAAGGUGGAACGGUAGUAUAUAUAUUUAAAAAAAAAAGAGGAAUUUUCGUGCAAAUUCCUAGAUACGUUCGAAAGUGUGUAAACUAUUUAAUCGCGAAAUUUUAACGGGUUCGAGCACGCCGUUUCCGAGAAAAUUGAAUGACUUUUUUACAUCGGGUCUUAUGGAGAAGCGUAAAAAAGCGCGCAAAAACAUUGAAAAACUACUGUUAAAAAAGCCACUUUUUGAUGAAACGAACACUAGUAUAUAAACCAACUGUCAAGAUAACUCUCGCAAAAUUUGAGAGCUUGAGCAGAGCAGCCGACAGUCAAAAACUGAAACCAUAACCCUGCGUUGCUGCCGUCAGGGCUUGAGGUUUGAUAUUUUGAAACGUAAAAGAAGAAACUUUUUUUCGCCAAAAUUAGAAAGAUUAUGCUUGAAACAGUUAUUUUUUCAUCCAAAAGUAGACAAUUAUCAUAUUUUCAUGUAAAUUGAAAAGCAGAAACUAAAUUCACGUGCAGUUGGCAAGACGAGAGGCUUUCCAUGUUAGAGCGUAGGAGCACCCCUCUCACCGCCCGCCCCACAAAAGAGGUACCUUAACGAAUGUUGUAAAUCCCCCGUUUCAAUUAGAAUUUUCGACGUUUUCCAAAUCAACUUUUUCGCGAUGUUCAAUCAACCGUUCCUUCCGGCCGCACAAUAAGCGUCGCAUCUUCAAUCGUUUUUUGGAAUAAUCCACAAUGUUCAAAUUCCAGUCAAUUUAACGGAAACCUUUCGCGCACACUCGAAAACGGGGAAACUCGACGUCCUCACCGUUCCGUAUUUGUGGUUCCUGUAUUCUGCAUAUUCGUAAGGGUAAAGCGAGCGUACAAUUAAAAAGAGGCACAACAAACCUAAGCGCUGUUUUCGGUCCUCGGGUACUUCGAUUCGGAAAGAGCUUCAACUGACUAGAGAUAAGGAGAGCGUCGUUGUGAUACGUUUUUAUGCAUAUUAGAGGAAAUGCGUACAGGGCUAUUUUUAGUGAGAAAUUAUACGUCGAUUGCCACGUUUUUUUUUCACACGCCACUCCCCACGCAUCGUUUUUCGUCGUGAACGUUCGCUAACUUCAAACGCUAACACGAAAAACUGAAAAUCUAAAAAUUAUUAUGAAAUAACAUCAGUUUCCUUAAAAUCCGAUGAAAAACGUGAACGAUCUCCUGCAACAUUUUAUUACUGGAUUCGUGACUUCCGGUAUGUUGCGCAGAAUUUUUGUUCCAUUGCUCCAGCGAACGGAACUUUUGAAAAAUGAAAAAAAAAGUGAAAAUUCAAUUUUCGAAGGCUCUUCCACGCCCCCUUCCAUUCUUUCUAUCUUUUCGUGUCAUACCUCGAGCUCGGAAGGCCUCAGACAAUCAUUUAUUUUUCCCAAUCGCAUCCUACACUAUUUCGCUGCAUCGGACUAUUUCAUUGAUGAAAAAAACACAUGCCAACGAGGCAUCGAAUCACUAAUAAUAAAAGAAGAUGCUGAUAGACUGAGCCUGCAUGCUUCGUAUGGGCAAUAAAAAUAAAAAUUCACAACUUUGAUACUAAUCUCGGGCUCUCAACUCGGUUUCUAAACGCUUAUCGAUUUCAACGAGGCAUCGAACACUGUUUGAAUAUUGACAAGUGUUUGAACGCGGGAGGACAAAAUAUGCUGAUUUUUGCGAUCGUAUUAACCCGUUCAGGGUAUCACUUUUUCGGUCCCUUUUCAGAGUAUCGUGGGUCGCUACAAUGAGCCAUGUUAGAACGCGUAAUUCGCGAUUAAACAAUUCGAUGAAAUUCCCGAAAAUUCUUCAAUGCUUCUACUUGAAGGGCGGGCCAUGAAGAUUGCAAAAAAAUUUCAACAAACGCUUCAUUUUUCGUCGAAAA